Endocarpon pusillum Z07020 is the source of this 939-nucleotide messenger RNA. RefSeq lists its product as uncharacterized. Gene Ontology annotation, molecular function: oxidoreductase activity. The record is from RefSeq and is a predicted model, not a curated record. The transcript has 3 exons. NCBI's taxonomy places the organism in Eukaryota, Fungi, Ascomycota, Eurotiomycetes, Verrucariales, Verrucariaceae. The coding region runs from base 1 to 939 and encodes 312 amino acids.
AUGGCAAGCCCAACCAAGAACUACGACGUCCUCGUCAUCGGCGCCGGACCAGCAGGUCUCUCAACAGUCCUCGGUCUUGCACGUCAGACAUAUUCUGCCAUUGUCUUUGACUCGCAACAAUACCGCAAUGCCUACGCGGAUCACAUGCACAACGUGGUAAUCUGGGACCACAAGUCGCCAGUCGAGUUUCGCGCAAGUGCACGAGCGAACAUCCGAUCCAAAUACAACAGCAUCCACUUCCAAAACUCCACGAUUGUGUCGGCAGCCAAGAAGGAGGAUGGAACAUUCGAGGUUACGGAUCAACAUCAGAUCAAGUACCAGGGCAAGAAGCUCGUCCUUGCCACGGGUGUCACAGAUAUAUUCCCGGAUAUCAAGGGUUUUGGCGAGUUAUGGGGCAAGUCAAUAUUCCACUGCUUGUUCUGCCACGGCUUUGAGGAGCGCGGUGCCAUAUCUGCCGGCGUCCUGGCGCUCGGAUUCAUCACGUCGCCUCCCAUGAUUCUGCACAUGGCCCGUAUGGCUUCUCCCCUUGCGAAACAUGUGACCAUCUACUGCCACGGCAACAAGGAACUCUCCACACAGUUGCAGAAGGAAUUCCAAGGCAAGCCGCUCACAAUCGAGCCGAGGAAGAUCGCUGCUCUGGAGCGCAGGGACGAGCAUGUCACGGUGCAUUUCGAGGACGGUGGCAGUAGGAAGGAGGCUUUCUUUGUCUCCGUCCCUCCAACGAAGAUCAAUGGUCCAUUCCACGAGCAAUUGCGCCUUGAUGUGGACCCCACGGGUUUCAUUAAAACAAAACCUCCCUUCAGUGAGACGAGCCUUCCUGGUGUUUUCGCUGCGGGUGACUGCGGUACGAUGAUGAAGGCUGUCCCUCAGGCAACUGCUAUGGGUUCGUUUGCUGCUGCAGGUUUGGUUGCUCAGUUAGGUGCCACGGGCAAGCUCUAG